Petromyzon marinus (sea lamprey) is the source of this 3921-nucleotide messenger RNA. Its product is annotated as monoacylglycerol lipase abhd6-B. The record is from RefSeq and is a predicted model, not a curated record. Gene Ontology annotation, cellular component: AMPA glutamate receptor complex; membrane. Gene Ontology annotation, molecular function: monoacylglycerol lipase activity. Gene Ontology annotation, biological process: acylglycerol catabolic process. Lineage: Eukaryota; Metazoa; Chordata; Hyperoartia; Petromyzontiformes; Petromyzontidae.
GGAGGGAAGCGCGCGGGGCCUUCGCGCGCGACCUUUGCGCGCGGCCGCGUCGAGGCGAUUCCAGUAUGUCCACAAACACGGUCGCGCUGGUGCUGGUGGUCGGCGGCACAAUAUCGGUGCCGGUGAUCACCCUGGCGCUCGCCUGGUUCCUGUGCCCCACCGUCUACCUCCAUGCCUUCAACUGGUUCUGGAGGCAGAGACUGGGCCUGCGUGUGAAGCACGUCACUGUCGCUGGCUACACCUUCUGCUACAUGGAGCGCGGCGGUGCCAAGAGCAACGCGGGCCCGGCCAUCCUGCUGCUGCAUGGCUUCUCUGCGCACAAGGACAUGUGGCUGCCGAUGCUGCGGUUCCUGGAGCUAGAGUGCCGCGUGGUGAGCGUGGACAUGCCGGGGCAUGAGGGGACCAGCCGUAUCGCCGGGGAAGACUACAGUAUCCAGGGGCAGGUGGCACGCAUCCACCAGUUUGUGGGUGCCGUGGGACUCGACUCAAGCCCGUAUCACCUGGUGGGCACCUCCAUGGGGGGCUGCAUCGCAGGGGUCUAUGCUGCCCAUCACCCGAAGGAGCUGUGCGCCAUCACCCUCAUCUGCCCCGCAGGCCUACAGUAUCCGUGCGAUACGCCCUUCAUCCGCGAGCUGCGCGCCCUGGAGGGCACGGACAUGCGCAACGCUCGCAUCAGCCUCAUCCCGGAGACGCCGAGCGAGAUGCGCGGCAUGCUCGACCUGUGCGCCUACGCGCCCAUCCGCCUGCACAAGCAGAUCCUGAAAGCCCUGGUGGAGUUGCGGUGCCAGAACAACGACUUUUACAGAGAGCUGUUUUUGGCGAUCACCAGUGAGUCAUCUCGUCAUGCCCUGCAGGAGGCCCUGCCACUCAUCACGACCCCCACGCAGGUCAUAUGGGGCCAGGAGGACAAGGUGGUGGACGUGUCUGGCGCCACCGUGAUGGAGGCCGUGCUGCCGUCAUGCCGUGUGGACCUACUCGAACGCUGCGGCCACUCGGUGGUGAUGGAGCGGCCCCGCAAGGCCUCGAGCCUCCUCGCUGCGUUCCGCCACAGUCUUGACUUCGACGGCCCGAACGGCAGCAACGGCGGUGGCGACAGCGGCGGUGCAUACUUGGAGCCCCGUGCCGGCAAGCGCGACUGAGCGCCCACUCGCACCGCCACCUUUCACACCUGACCAACCCAUGGCAUUUACGAGGCCACAAAGUUUACGAGGCGGCGUGUAUCGAUCCAUCAGUCAUUAGUCGAUUCUAACAGAGGGUGGCCCGGUAGCUCAAAGACACUCAGCCGUCACCGCUGAAAUCCUGAGUUCGAAUUGAGGAUUUUGCUGCCCAGCCACUGUGAAUAAACCAGGUUCUCAAGCGUAAAGAGCUAAUGGUCUCAGCACAAAACUUACUCAGAUACCAGGAAUUGCACGCACACGUGCAUGCAAAAAAAAAUUAUGAGAAAAAAGUUGGUUCCCCGCUUGAUUUGAAUAAAUGUCACCGUGUGAGAAUUACAAGUAUCAGUUUAACUGUCAUGUGGGAAACAUUACUUUCUGUGGCAGUGGCAGGGUAAGUGUCAUCCUUUUCUGCGGGCCCUUCUCUAACGCGAAGAAUCGCACUGCGGGAAGUCCAAAGGGAUUCUUCGUCACACGCCCUGACAUUGAUACCGUUUGGGAUUAAUCGGGGAUAAGAGAUUUUUUAAAUUAAAUCUUGCAAAGUUGACGUGUGCAUUUAAGCGUUUAUCUGACUCAAUUGUUUAAUUUAUACGCGUCACGUGUAAUUGGUUCACGUGACCUCUGUAACCACUAGAGGUGCUGCUCGCACCACAGAAACAACCGGCGGUCCUUGAGUCGAAUUGCGGUACUCAAUCGUCGCGAUUGUGUGGAAUCUGGAUUGGCUGGAAUCGUUAAACGUCUGUCGUUUACCAUAAAUCUGUGGCUCAAACUUACCCACGUGGGCCUGGUCAGCUGACCCAUUACACGUCAGCUACAGAGACACGGAGGGAUGAUUUUUUUUAUAUUGGAGGGUCACUUUCGAGGCAGUUGGGAACAUAGCCAGUUUAGAAGCAGUUGGCGGUGCCAGGGUUGCACUUUGAGAAGUGGGAUUGUGUCCUGGGUCGCAUAAUUUUCUUAAACACUGGAAGCAAUAAGCACUAAUGUAGGUUAUUGCACUUACUCAUUGCAAUAUAUUGGUUGAGUGGACGAAAUGUAAUGUACUGCGAUAAAGCAUACGCAGCUUAGGAGAAACCUAGCGAAACGACGCAUAGGGUAAUAUAUUGAUUUUCAAGAUUGCGAUAUUAUUUAAAGUUGUGAAUCGCGUGUGUGAGGAUAGAUGUUGUUUAAUUCUGUCUCCGUAUAAUUCCAAGCAUGCACCUCUCCAUGCUUCUUUGUGCACCUUUCAACUGGAUUUCAGAAACAAGCGCAAGUUAGAGACAUCGUAAUGACCGUUAAGAAACAAAAUAGUCGGUGGGCUGGGGUCGGAACACGUUUCUAUAAAGGACGAUGGCCAAGCCUGAUGACAGUGGCAGCUUAAGGACGGAGCACAUACGAGAAUACGUUUACUGCGUGGGUCGACUCCGUGGAUUGUUGCAUCACAUGUCUUUGAGAGAUGUACGAUGAUGUGUGUAAUCGGUUACCAUGAAACCUGCAGCCACUAGAGGCGCUACAAUUCGCUGAAAUAUUAAAGAGAUUCCUCGAAACGAAUUUCGUCCAGGGACGUUCGGUCAGGGGAGGCAGGGGAGGCAGAGCCUCACCUGUCAUUAUCCAAUGAAAAUAGCUGUUACGAAAAGUAAAAAAAAAGAAUCAAAUAAAAUAAAUAUUCAGAUUUUUCCACUGAUCUGUGUUAUAAAUGUAAUUUCUGUGUUGAUUCCAAUAAUUUUUAAAGUCAAAAUCACCAAAUUUGCGGAGCUCCACUGCAAAUACAGGAAGAGAUGAAAGGUGAGGCAGCAACGAGCUCAGCCUCACCUCUGAUUGUGCAACCCCUCAGUAACUGGAUGUUACUAUCUUAGUAUGUCACCAAUGUAAUGUUUGUAGACCCCUUCAUUUCAUGUCCUCGCCUUCCAUACUCCAGGUAACUUAUUUCACGUAUGUGUAUAAAGAUAUUUAGGCUCGCUGGUCUCGGCAUGAAACUGCAAUAAAGAAGCACCAGGGGAGGCAGCUAUUACAUCUGCCUCACUGAAGGGGACGUGUCUAACACGCCCCCCUCAGUGUGUGAAUCUGGCUCUGACACUAGCCAGUGCCUCCCCAGCCAUUGACCUCACCGCACGUCACUGAUUUUGUCCAGCGAUUGAAGCGCGUUGGCUGAGAAAAUACUUGCUGACGCCAACACGGUGGCAUGUGGCGUACAGUGUUGAGUCAGUAUUUCUAUUUUCGUUCCAAGUCUGGUCAACGGCAACCUAUGGAUGAUUUCAGAGUCAUUCAGUCGGGGCUACGAAAGCAGUCUAAACAGUUCCUCCCAAAGUAUGAGGGGCGCUCAAUUAUUUCCUCCCAGUAUCAGCUCAGCCAAUCGGUGAACACGGUCAUGUUUUUGAAUGCUAUACGUUUCUAGCCAAUUUCCAUUUUCUCCUCCAGUGCACUGAAUAAUAAUGAAAAUGUAUAAAGCGCCCGUAAGCAAUCGUUCUCUGGGCACUGCAGUCUCUAACUGUAUUGGUGUCUUCGUAACACGAACUGCACUGAGCUAGAUUUUUAAAAAAAAUAUCUUAAUAACGUUCCAAAAUUAGCUCUGUGUUUUCACUCAAACUCGUUAAUUUCGUAUCAGUCGUAAGCUAAACAAAAAAAAACCCAUUGAAUAUCUCUUGUCACUAAUUUUUUUUGAAAGCGAUUAACACUGGCGGUGUUACUCGGCAACCACCCACGGGGACCCACGCUUUGCUCUGUGUAAUUUAUACCGCAAAUACUGUUGACGUGUAUCAAGGUUACUGCAAUAAUAAAGUCAUAAUCUCAA